UGUCUUUUAAGUUUUGCAUAUGGAAAUAAAACAAAACGGUAGGUAGUUUUAAAUGACUUUGUUGUUUUUCGAAGUAUUCUCCACGAAGAUUAAUACACAUCUGCAUGCGCUUGAACCAAUUUUCGAAGCACUUAUUCCACUCGUUUGCUGGCAGAUCCAAAACGGCAUUUUUGAAUGCGUCAACUGCUUCUUCUGGUGACUGGAACCUUUGACCACGCAGUCUCUUUUAAAUUUUCGGGAAAGUAAAGAAAUCGUUACGAC
This is a messenger RNA of Acanthoscelides obtectus, 261 nucleotides long. The record is from the annotation of a GenBank genome assembly. Lineage: Eukaryota; Metazoa; Arthropoda; Insecta; Coleoptera; Chrysomelidae.